GAGCUUGAAGACACCUUUGAAGGGCGUAGUUAAUGAUGUUCGAGGAAGAGCAAAGUGUUACAAGGAUGAUUGGAUUUCUGGUCUACGUUCAGGAAUCGGGAUAUUGGCUCCAACUGCCUUUAUCUUCUUUGCUUCUGCUCUUCCCGUUAUAGCCUUUGGAGAACAGCUUGAUAGAGACACAGAUGGAAGCUUGACUUCAGUAGAAGCACUGGCUUCAACUGCUAUAUGUGGAAUCAUACACUCAAUUCUGGGAGGUCAGCCAUUGUUAAUACUGGGAGUUGCAGAACCCACUAUCAUCAUGUACACUUACUUAUACAAGUUUGCUAAAGAUAGAGAUGAUUUGGGGCCACAACUCUUCUUGGCUUGGGCUGCAUGGGUUUGCGUUUGGACAGCUCUGAUGUUGAUUCUGCUAGCAAUAUUCAAUGCGGGAGCCAUUGUUAAUAGAUUCACCAGAAUUGCCGGCGAACUUUUUGGCAUGUUGAUCACAGUCUUGUUCAUUCAAGAGGCCAUCAAGGGAAUGGUGAGCGAGUUUAAGAUUCCUAAACACGAAGACCAAAGCUUAGAGAAGUACAAAUUUCCUUGGCUUUAUGCAAAUGGAAUAUUGGGAAUCAUAUUCACCUUCGGCCUUCUCUUUUCUUCUCUCAAGACCAGAAAAGCUAGAUCAUGGUUGUACGGCACAGGAAAGUUAAGAAGUUUCUUGGCAGACUAUGGGGUUCCUUUAAUGGUGGUAGUGUGGACAGCUUUGUCUUUCACAGUACCAAGCAAACUUCCCUCUGGAGUCCCUAGAAGGCUCUUUGCCCCUCUUGCUUGGGAAUCUUCUUCUUUACACCAUUGGACAGUAAUCAAAGACAUGGGGAAGGUUCCACCUGCAUAUAUUUUUGGUGCUAUUAUCCCUGCAUUGAUGAUUGCGGGUCUUUACUUCUUCGAUCAUAGCGUUGCUUCUCAAAUGGCACAACAGAAGGAAUUCAAUCUCAAGAAGCCUUCUGCUUAUCAUUAUGACGUGUUGCUUCUAGGAUUCAUGACUUUGCUUUGUGGGUUGCUUGGUUUGCCACCUUCCAAUGGAGUUCUUCCUCAAUCGCCCAUGCACACCAAAAGCCUUGCUGUUCUCAAGAAACAGUUGAUUCGAAGGAAGAUGAUGCAAAGUGUGAAAGAAAGCAUGAGGCACAAAGCAAGCAGUUCUGAGAUCUAUGGAAACAUGCAACAAGUGUUUGUAGAAAUAGACAAAAGCCCAAUUAAUACAGUGGUGAAAGAAUUAGAGGACCUGAAAGAUGCUGUGCUAAAAGAAGAAGAGAAAGAAACAUUUGACCCUGCCAAACACAUUGACAAACAUCUGCCCAUAAGAGUGAACGAGCAAAGGGUGAGCAAUCUGGUGCAAGCAUUGCUUGUAGGAGGAUCUGUGUUUGCCAUGCCUGUGAUCAAGAAGAUACCCACUUCAGUUCUGUGGGGUUAUUUUGCUUACAUGGCCAUUGAUAGUCUUCCGGGAAAUCAGUUCUGGGAAAGAAUAAUAUUUAUCUUCAUAUCUCCCAAUAGACGAUACAGGGUGUUUGAAGGGGACCAUGCUUCGUUUGUAGAGACAGUACCAAUGAGAGCAAUAGUGUUCUUCACACUGUUCCAAUUUGUAUAUUUGUUGGUUGUCUUUGGAGUGACAUGGAUUCCCAUGGCAGGAAUCUUGUUUCCUUUGCCUUUCUUUGUGUUGAUCAUAAUAAGGCAGUAUCUGCUACCCAAGCUGUUCAGCCCUAAGCAUUUAAAGGAACUUGAUGCUGCUGAAUAUGAAGAAAUCGCUGCUACCCCAAGACUCUCCUUCCGUCUCUCUUCUUCCCAGGAUGCGGAUUCAGCAAGUAGGGGAUCAAGGGAAAUAGGUGAUGGUGAGAUAUUAGACGAGGCCACAACUGGUAGAGGAGAGUUGAAGGUCGUCAAAACAUUUAGCUUCAGAUCAGAGGAUCAGAUACAUGCAUAUCCACAGGCGUUGCAAGUGUGCCCUGAUGAAAUCCAGAGCGAAUAGGAUUCCUAGAUUAAUGCAAAGAUCUUUGGGGGAAAAAUA
Molecule: messenger RNA, 2041 nt
Organism: Neltuma alba
Lineage: Eukaryota; Viridiplantae; Streptophyta; Magnoliopsida; Fabales; Fabaceae
Product: boron transporter 4-like
Exons: 13
Coding region: 299-2002 (567 amino acids)
Biological process (GO): monoatomic ion homeostasis; monoatomic anion transport; transmembrane transport
Cellular component (GO): plasma membrane
Molecular function (GO): solute:inorganic anion antiporter activity
Source: RefSeq, a predicted model, not a curated record